AUGUUUACUAAUUAGGAUCAAGUAAGAAAGAGAUAGUUGAAGCCGCCUUCUUUAUGACUUUUCCCGGGUUCGUAGCUGAUACUACACCUCAUCGUCAUCGCUUAUAGUUUUGAAAUUUCUCAACCCCCGCAUUGUCUCCAUUCUUACAUUAUUUUCUGAACCCGUCAGGAUUUGGAAUAUAGGGGUGGAUGAUGAGUGGGUCAAAGAGCAAAUGUGGAUCAGCAUCGCACCAGCUUUUGAUGGAUAAUUCAAAGAAUCGGCUCACUGAUCUCCAAGAAAGAUUCAGUAGUCUUCGGACAGCUAGAAAGGACGGCCGUGCAAAUGAUGUGGUGGUGUUAGAGGAGCAAGUCAAUCAGAUACUCCGAGAGUGGAACUCCGAGCUCAGUGCGCCAUCCCCAGCCUCUUCAUUACUUGGUGGUAGUCUUGGCUCAUUCUCAGAUGACAUAGGCCGUCUGUUACAAUUAUGCGAGGAACAAGAUGAUGCCACUAGUCCAUUGACAGAACUAAUGUUGAAGCCUCAACCUGAUAUUCAAGGCCUUCAUCCUGGGACCAUGUCAGCAUUUCAAGAGGACUAUUUGGUUAACGAUGAGCUGCAGGAACAUUGCUUCCAAGGGUCUGAUAGAUGCAAAAGCUCCACCUCAGGCUUGCACAAAAUAGUAGCUGGUGUCUCUGAUACAACUUCUCAGUUAGACUACAGCCAGUUAAACUUGCACAAAGAAUUAGAGCAUGGGCUUCCUGUUGGUGGCAGUUGUGGUGAAGAAUGUGAAAAGGAUGUUGGAUCCAUCAUUCUGCAAAUGAUCUGCCCACCAUCUGCUUUCAUGGGGCCAAAAUGUGCACUCUGGGAUUGUACAAGGCCAGCCCUAGGAUCUGAGUGGUACAAGGACUACUGCAGUAGUUUUCAUGCUACUCUGGCUUCAAAGGAAGGCUCUCCUGGAGUGACUCCAGUUCUGCGACCAGGGGGCAUUAGUUUGAAGGAUAAAUUACUUUUUGUUGCAGCUAAUGUGAAGGCACAAGGUAAGAAUGUGGGUAUUCCUUAUUGUGAGGGGGCUGCCAAUACAAAAUCUCCAUGGAAUGCUACUGAGCUUUUUGAUCUUUCUUUACUUCAAGGGGAAACAAUUAGGGAGUGGCUCUUUUUUGAUAAGCGUAGAAAGGCAUUUGAAAGUGGAACAAGAAAGCAGAGGUCCUUACCGGAUCAUAGUGGACGUGGUUGGCAUGAAUCUAGAAAGCAGGUGAUGAAGGAAUUUAAUGGGCAAAAGAGGUCCUAUUACAUGGACCCACAACCUUCUGGCAGUUUGGAGUGGCAUUUAUAUGAGUAUGAGCUCAAUAGCUGUGAUGCUUAUGCAUUAUAUAGAUUAGAACUUAAGCUUGUCAAUGAGAAGAAAAGUCCCAAGGGAAAAGUUAUAAAGGACUCACUUGCUGAUCUGCAGAAGAAGAUGGGGCAGCUAACUGCUGAGGUUCCUGCAGAUCAUAGCCAGGAAAAGACUAAUAAGAGCGUUGACUCAAAUUUUAAGUCUUCUUCAGGUGAAAUCAGUUUAACCACUGAAGUUCUUCGUCAUGGUUCAAGUGUAACACAGAAGCUUCUUGCAGACAGUUAAACUGACAUUGGCAGCACAUAUGAGUGGCCUAGCCUGAAUGAAGAAACAAAUUAAUUACCCCGGUUUAUAAAUUUCAAGUUGCUGCAGGGUGGUAAUGCAUUGUCAGAAUUUUUAUUUCAGUGAUUGGUGUUGUGGGGCAAUAUCUUUUUUGUAUAAAGGGGACAAGUGCAUCAAAUUGUAGUCUAAAGAUACCUCCCUAGAAUUUCAUUAUGGCAGCCAGUGAGAACCAGAAUUGCUGGUAGAUGGUUGAUGUAUGGUGUAACAGGCUGUCUCUAUAUCGCACAGUUCUCUCAGUGUAGGGACAUAUGUGAGUGCUAGCAAUAGUUGUCAAUUAUGCAUAUGAAAUGUAUAACAAUUUGCUGAAAUUGUUUAAUCUCUACAUUGUGCAAAAUUUUAUAAGGUGGGUGUUGGGCAGAGAACGUUUGAAAUACUAUUUGUAAAGUUGUCAGUUGA
Molecule: messenger RNA, 2048 nt
Organism: Mangifera indica (mango)
Lineage: Eukaryota; Viridiplantae; Streptophyta; Magnoliopsida; Sapindales; Anacardiaceae
Product: transcription factor VOZ1-like
Exons: 5
Coding region: 189-1595 (468 amino acids)
Biological process (GO): regulation of DNA-templated transcription; positive regulation of long-day photoperiodism, flowering
Source: RefSeq, a predicted model, not a curated record